Colletotrichum phormii is the source of this 1985-nucleotide messenger RNA. RefSeq names its product acyl transferase domain-containing protein. Lineage: Eukaryota; Fungi; Ascomycota; Sordariomycetes; Glomerellales; Glomerellaceae. Gene Ontology annotation, biological process: secondary metabolite biosynthetic process; fatty acid biosynthetic process. Gene Ontology annotation, molecular function: fatty acid synthase activity. The annotation marks the transcript as partial. The record is from RefSeq and is a predicted model, not a curated record. The transcript has 2 exons.
GUUUUGGCGGAGUUGUCCCUGCAGGCUGCCGUAACAGCCUCGUUAGAAGAGCAAGCGUGUCCUUUUGGAUAUGGCGGAACGAAUGGCCACAUCAUCAUAGAGUCUGUCGACGCGUUGUACCCCUGGUAUCAGCAUGGACAACCCAAGAGGGUGGCGACGUACGACCAUCGCUGCGCCGUCCCUCUGUUGCUGUGUCUAUCCGCGCACGACAACGCAACUCUGUGGAAGAAUGUCGAGGCGGUAUCGGCCGUGGCCUCCGACUACUAUGUCGCUGACCUUGCCCACACCCUGAAUCUGCAUCGCACCAUGUUCUCCAACAGGGCGUUCACCAUUGCGAGAGAGAAUCAGGUUAGCGAAGCAUUCGCCCGGGAUGCUCUGCAGCAGGGGACAGUUCCCAAGCGACCGGCCACGAAUGUAGGGUUCUUGUUCACCGGCCAAGGGGCUCAAUGGACAGGCAUGUUCAAACAUGCCUUAGUGGACUAUCCCUUCAUCAUGGACAUCAUUGACAGGCUUGAUCUCGUUCUCCAGAGACUCGAUCCGCCGCCGACGUUCCGCAUCGCCGAAAUGCUCACGGGCGGAGAGGACGCGGAUGCAGCCUCGUGUAUCAACGAUCCCGACGUCGCCCAACCGCUGUGCACCGCCGUUCAGAUCGCCAUCAUCGACCUCCUUGCCCGCUGGGGAGUCGCUCCCACCGUGUCAGUAGGACACUCCUCUGGCGAGAUAGGCGCCGCCUACGCGGCUGGUCUAAUCAGUGCGCCCGAAGCCAUCAUCGCCGCCUUUUGCCGCGGUCGUGCGGUGAGCGAAGCCUCUUCCCCAGGAUCCAUGCUGGCCGUCGGCCUGGGAGCAGGUCAAGUCGCCGAGUUUCUCCCCGACGACGCAGGCAGGGUCUGUAUAGCCUGCGAGAACUCCCCCAGCAGCGUCACGCUCAGCGGCCAGGUCGAGGAGAUCUCCCGUCUUGGCGCAGAUCUGACGACCCGCGGCAUCUUUGUUCGCGAGGUGAAGACGGGGAGGGCGUACCACUCCCCGCACAUGGGCCCUGUCGGCGCCGUAUACGAUGACAUCCUCGCCACGGAACUCCGUACCCUCACGACGGCCGACUCGCAAUGGCGCCGGCCAAGGUCGGACAUGGUAUCUUCUGUCUCGGGCAGCCUCAUCACCUCUGAGACUUUGCCGCAGGGAUACUGGAGCGCCAAUCUCCGCCAGAGAGUCCGCUUCAAUGACGCCGUCCAGGUCGUGUGCGAAGACGAGAGGUUCAGACCGGUAACGUUGAUGCUUGAAAUUGGGCCGCACGCCGCUCUAUCGGGUCCCUUUAAGCAGAUCUGCUUGGCCAACCAAGCGGAGCGGUUGAAGUACGUGCCGUCCCUCAUCCGAAACAAGAACGAUACGGAGCAGCUCCUCUCGUUGGCCGGAGCACUCUUCCUCGCUGGCUACCCCGUCAGCCUGCAAGACGUCAAUGCCGAAAGCUAUCGCAAUACCCACGGCUCCGCCGUCACGAAAGGGUCGAUGAGGAAGCCCAAAACGCAGUACCUGCUUGUCGGCCUGCCCCCGUACCAAUGGAACUACGCGAAGAGGUACUGGGCAGAACCCCGAGCCAUCAUCGAACAACGCGCCCCAAGCCACGCUCGGCACGACCUCCUGGGCCGCAGGGUACCCGGACUCUCAGAGAGGGCCAAAGUGUGGCGCAACGUUCUCCGGCACCGAGACAUACCUUGGCUCAAGGACCACAGCCUAGGCGGCACAGCCAUCUUCCCGGCGGCGGGAUACCUUUCGAUGGCCACCGAGGCCUUGUGGCAGGUUCGCGAGAGCGCCGGCUUGCCCAUAAGCGCCGUCCAGCUUCAUCGCGUCGACAUUAUGAAGGCGCCUGCGCUCCCAGACGGCGACAGCGGCGAUAGCGGCGUUGACCAUUACGAUCUUAUGACUGACGUACAACGUCUUGAAAAGAAUUUGCCCGACAUCAUUCUUUGACGCAAGGUAGUGCUCCUAUU